Messenger RNA from Trematosphaeria pertusa, 700 nucleotides. RefSeq lists its product as uncharacterized. The record is from RefSeq and is a predicted model, not a curated record. NCBI's taxonomy places the organism in Eukaryota, Fungi, Ascomycota, Dothideomycetes, Pleosporales, Trematosphaeriaceae. The coding region runs from base 104 to 511 and encodes 135 amino acids. The transcript has a single exon.
CACAUGUGGCGCCGCCCUUCCAACUUUUGGCAAUUUCUAACGAGCACCAGCCACAGUUCCCGAAUUGUCGGGAACCGUGCACUGCCCUGACAGCCUGAGCUUAAUGCUCUUCCUUCGGCUCAUCCGACGCGCAGCAGGGCAUGCAGCUUUCGAUAUGCAGCCCUACGAGGCUUUUCACGUCUUUGGCUUUAUUACGAGAAGCCAUCGCCUGCACCGCAUCCCGACUGGGCGGGUGGAAAACGCCCGGCGAGGCUGUCGCCGGACGCCGUCCACCGUCUAUACCGACGCGCGAACUUCAACGUGCUUCACGAGACAAGCCGGACAAAUCCCUUCCAAAGUGACGAGGAUGGUCACCAUCCACUCCAUGGCUACGCCGGCUUCAAACGCCCUACCACUAACGCCGCUAUCUGCUUCUCCCGUCCAAACGCCGGGCCUCCGUCUCGCUCAUGGACUAAUACGUACGGAGUCCAUGGCAAGGCGGGUGUCACGGCAUGCCGCAUGCUCACGAUAGAAAGGCGCUUCGGUGCACGCCGGGACGACGCACAGGUGAUUAAAUAUACGAUAGGGCUGCAGCAAGCCGAGGAGCCACUGUCCCUCUGUAGGACAAGUAUGGAACAGGAACGAGCCAUAUCUGCCAUAUCAGAUGUCAGGACCCCGAGCCCCCGGUUCUUACGAGCCUUAGCAUCAUACAAGUCAAGCC